This is a messenger RNA of Symbiodinium necroappetens, 294 nucleotides long. The record is from the annotation of a GenBank genome assembly. Lineage: Eukaryota; Dinophyceae; Suessiales; Symbiodiniaceae.
GAGAUGGGCGCUCCGAUCAGCCGCAGCAUGUGCUGCAGCAUCCGCGAGAAGGAUGGCCAAAGCCAUGGGCUCUCUCCGGAUGCGCCCGAGUUCAGCCAGGCGGAGGCCGAGAUUACACUGGCUGAGCCGCGAUUUAUUGCGUUUUCACCACCCUGGGCAACUGGCACACGGCGUUUGGCCGUGGCGAGCUCGCGUCAGGUCCACGUUUAUGGGAUGCUGCACUCUGGCACCGCAAAGCCCGGAGCCAUGAUGUCUGCGCCGCCACUAAUCCACGAGCUUACCCUGGAAUUUAAG